Molecule: messenger RNA, 867 nt
Organism: Clupea harengus (Atlantic herring)
Lineage: Eukaryota; Metazoa; Chordata; Actinopteri; Clupeiformes; Clupeidae
Gene: mmp20a
Product: matrix metalloproteinase-20-like
Exons: 6
Coding region: 1-867 (288 amino acids)
Biological process (GO): proteolysis; collagen catabolic process; extracellular matrix organization
Cellular component (GO): extracellular matrix
Molecular function (GO): zinc ion binding; metalloendopeptidase activity
Source: RefSeq, a predicted model, not a curated record
AUGACACUGCUCUCCCUCCCUCCUUCUGCAGUUCAUGGAGACUUCUUCCCCUUCGACGGGCCCAAGGGUGUCCUAGCACACGCCUUUGAGCCUGGAGACAACAUGGGGGGAGACGUACACUUUGAUGACGAUGAAAUAUGGAGAACGGGACACAGGAAACCAGGCUUUAACCUGUUGACUGUGGCCGUCCAUGAGCUUGGUCACUCCCUCGGCCUUUCCCACUCUAAAGACCCCUCUGCCCUCAUGUACCCCAAGUAUAAAAGGUUCUCCUUAACUAGCCCCAGACUGCCUACAGACGACACACUUGCAAUUCAGGCACUCUAUGGAAAGCGCAUCACGAAACCAGAAACUCCAACCAUCCCCAAAAAAUGCCAGCCCAACUUUUCUAUUGGUGCUGUGACGAUGCUUGGGAAUGAGAUUCUUUUCUUCAAGGGCAGUUCCGUGUGGCUAAGGACGCCAUGGAUGACGUCCUGGAGCAGAGUGAAAGAGGGUCUCAUAAGCACACUUCUCCCCAGUGUUAGAUCUGUGGAUGCUGCUUAUAACAUCCCACACACCGGUGUCACCUUCGUCUUCACGGGUCCUAAAUACUGGAUGGUUCAAAAGCUUAAGAUGAAAAGUUACGGCGGCUCAAUCUAUGAUUAUGGAUUCCCUACGACUGUGAAAAAAAUUGAUGCUGCUGUUCAUUUGAGAGAAUAUAAGAAAACCUAUUUCUUCACAGGACAUGUUUAUUACAGAUAUGACGAAGCUCUGAGUGUUAUGGAUUCUGGAUUUCCUCGUAAAAUCCAGUCUGAUUGGCCAGGUAUUGGGGAUAAAGUUGAUGCAGCUUUUCAGUUCAGAGGUAAAAGGAUACUGAGCUCCACCAUAUAG